Molecule: messenger RNA, 7874 nt
Organism: Arabidopsis lyrata subsp. lyrata
Lineage: Eukaryota; Viridiplantae; Streptophyta; Magnoliopsida; Brassicales; Brassicaceae
Product: pre-mRNA-processing-splicing factor 8A
Biological process (GO): spliceosomal tri-snRNP complex assembly; mRNA splicing, via spliceosome
Cellular component (GO): U5 snRNP; catalytic step 2 spliceosome
Molecular function (GO): protein binding; metallopeptidase activity; U2 snRNA binding
Source: RefSeq, a predicted model, not a curated record
GUAAAACACAUAAUGCUCAAAAAAUACAAAGGGGGCAAAACAGUGAGAAGAUUGAAGAAUUGGGGGUUGCUUAUGUGUUUUAACACAAAUUUCGACCAAAAAUUGAGACUCUCUAAGUUAUUUUGGUGCUCGAUUUUUGUUUAAAGAGUGUGCUUUUUGCAAUUGCAAGGGUUUUGAUGGGUUCGAAUCUCGGUUGAUCGGCUUUGUUAUUUGCAAUGUCAAGUGUUUCGGUUGGUUUGAAUCUGGUUUUCCUGUUCGAUUUCAAUUGCUGCGAGUCUAAGGUUUGAUUUUUUGUUAAAAUCUGGUUUUAGAGUGGCUGCUUCGUUUUGGUUAUAGUGUUAAUUGUACUCAGAGUCUGGUUCGAUUGCGGUUUCCGCCGUUUGAUGAUGAAGAGCCGGUGUUGGAUUAUGCGGGUAAUUUGAUGGAUGUUGAUCCUUUGGAGCCUAUUUAGUUGGAGCUUGAUUUGGAGGAUGAUUCUUGUGUGUAUAAUUGGUUUUAUGAUCAUAAGCCACUUUUGAAGACGAAUAUGAUCAAUGGUCCGAGUGACAAGAGGUGGAAUCUUUCACUUCCGAUUAUGGCAACGCUUCAUAGGCUUGCGGGUCAGUUGCUUUCUGAUUUGGUUGAUAGAAACUAUUUCUACUUGUUUGAUAUGCCAUCGUUCUUCACAGCAAAGGCAUUGAAUAUGUGUAUACCUGGUGGUCCUAAGUUUGAACCUUUGUAUCGUGAUAUGGAGAAAUAUGACGAGGAAUGGAACGAGUUUAAUGAUAUCAACAAGGUUAUCACUCGAUCACGGCUGCGUACUGAAGGCAGAAUUGCUUUCCCUUACUUGUACAAUAACAGGCCAAGGAAAGUCAAACUAUGUAUGUGAUGAUGAUGAGGAUGACUUUGUAUUACCUAACGGAGUGGAGCCUCUGCUACAAGAGACUCAGCUUUACACUGACACUACAACUGAUGGGAUUUCGUUGUUGUUUGCCCCAAGACCUUUCAAUAUGAGGUCUGGGAAGACGCGACGGGCAGAAGAUAUACCGUUGGUGUCAGAGUGGUUCAAGGAGCACUGUCCAACAUCACAUCCAGUCAAAGUUCGGGUUAGUUACCAGAAGCUUUUGAAAUGUUAUGUGCUGAAUGAUUUGCACUGUAGACCACCUAAACCUCAGAAGAAAAAGCACUUGUUCCGGUCUCUUGCAGGUACAAAAUUUUUCCAAAGCACUGAACUUGAUUGGGUUGAAGCUGGUCUGCAAGUUUGUCGGCAGGGGUAUAAUAUGUUGAAUCUGUUGAUUCAUAGGAAGGGUUUGAAUUACCUGCAUCUUGAUUACAACUUCAACCUCAAGCCUGUUAAGACUUUGACGACUAAAGAGCGUAAGAAGUCACGUUUUGGGAAUGCUUUUCAUCUCUGUCGCGAGAUUCUCCGCCUGACCGUGGUUGACGCAAAUGUCCAAUUCCGUCUUGGGAAUGUUGAUGCCUUCCAAUUGGCUGAUGGCCUGCAAUAUAUUUUCUCCCAUGUUGGCCAGUUGACAGGUAUGUAUCGUUAUAAGUACAGACUGAUGAGACAAAUUAGGAUGUGUAAGGAUUUAAAACACUUGAUCUAUUACCGUUUCAAUACUGGUCCUGUGGGUAAAGGACCAGGGUGUGGAUUUUGGGCUCCAAUGUGGAGAGUGUGGUUGUUUUUCCUCCGUGGAAUAGUUCCUUUACUUGAACGAUGGUUAGGGAAUCUUCUUGGACGUCAAUUUGAGGGGCGUCACUCAAAAGGAAUGGCAAAGACCGUCACAAAACAAAGAGUCGAAAGCCAUUUUGAUUUGGAGCUUCGAUCUGCUAUCAUGCAUGAUAUCGUUGAUGCCAUGCCAGAGGGAACCAAGCAGAAUAAAGUGAGGACAAUAGAACAGCACCUUAGCGAGGCAUGGCGGUGUUGGAAAGCUAAUAUCCCGUGGAAGGUCCCUGGACUGCCUCUGCCAGUUGAGAAUUUGAUCCUCCGAUAUGUGAAGCAUAAGGCUGAUUGGUGGACAAAUAUUACUCACUUCAAUCGUGAGCGUAUCAGAAGAGGGGCUACUGUUGAUAAGACAGUUUGUAGAAAGAAUCUUGGAAGGUUGACUCGUCUUUGGUUAAAGGCAGAACAGGAAAGACAAUACAAUUACCUGAAAGACGGUUCACCUGUCACUCCGGACGAAGCUGUGGCAACUUAUAGAACGACCCAAGAGUGGCUGGAAGCUAGGAGAUUUUCACCAAUUCCAUUCCCUCCUCUGUCGUACAAACACGAGACAAAGUUGCUCAUCCUCGCCCUUGAGAGACUGAAAGAAUCAUGUGGAGGUGAAAGGUUGAACCAGCAGCAGCGAGAAGAGCUUGGUCUAAUUGAACAAGCUUAUGACAACCCGCAUGAAACUCUAGCGCGAAUUAAACGUCAUCUUUUCACGCAGCGUCAGUUCAAAGAAGUGGGCAUUGAGUUUAUGGAUCUCUACAGCUAUGUGAUUCCGGUCUAUGAAAUUGAUCCUUUAGAGAAAAUUACGGAUGCCUAUCUUGAUCAAUACUUGUGGUACGAGGCUGACAAGCGCCACUUGUUUCCCAACUGGAUUAAGCCUGCAGACUCAGAGCCGCCACCUCUUCUGGUUUACAAGUGGUGUCAGGGUAUCAACAAUUUGCAAGGCAUAUGGGACACAUCUGAUGGACAGUGUGUGGUGAUGCUCCAGACAAAGUUGGAAAAGUUGUUUGAGAAGGUUGAUUUCACAUUAUUAAACAAGCUUCUUCGUUUGAUUGUUGACCCCAGUAUUGCAGACUACGUGACUGCCAAGAAUAAUGUGGAUCUGUCUUAUAAAGAUAUGAGACAUACUAACUCGUAUGGUCUCAUUAGAGGACUUCAAUUCUCAUCCUUUGUUACUCAGUUUUAUGGACUAGUGCUUGAUCUUUUGCUUCUUGGUUUGACUCGAGCGAACGAGAUUGCUGGGCCACCGCAGAAGCCUAACGAGUUUAUGACCUAUUGGGAUACAAAAGUUGAAACACGCCAUCCCAUAAGACUAUAUUCUCGGUAUGUAGACAAAGUGCACAUAAUGUUAAAAUUUACCCAUGAAGAGGUUCGAGAUCUUAUUCAACGGUAUCUUAGGGAGCAUCCUGAUCCCAAUAAUGAGAACAUGGUGGGAUAUAACAACAAGAAGUGCUGGCCGAGAGAUGCAAGGAUGAGGUUGAUGAAACAUGAUGUCAAUCUUGGUAGAAGUAUCUUCUGGGAAAUGAAGAACCGUCUUCCUCGGAGCCUUACAACUUUUGAGUGGGAGAAUAGCUUUGUCUCUGUGUACAGCAAGGACAAUCCUAAUCUGCUGUUCAGCAUGUGUGGAUUUGAAAUCCGCAUACUUCCAAAAGCCAGGAUGAGCCAAGAAGCUUUCAGCAACAUAGGGGAUGGUGUGUGGAAUCUACAGAAUGAACAGACAAAAGAGAAGACUGCAGUUGCUUUUCUGCGAGUUGAUGAAGAACAAAUUAAGGUGUUUGAGAAUCGUGUGAGGCAAAUUUUAAUGUCGUCAGGGUCGGCCACAUUUACCAAAAUCACCAAUAAAUGGAACACAGCUUUGAUAGGUCUCAUGACUUACUUUCGUGAAGCCACUCUACAUACGCCAGAGCUCAUUGAUCUGUUGGUUAAAGGUGAAAGUAAAAUCCAAACAAGGAUUAAGAUUGGGCUGAAUUCAAAGAUGCCUAGUCGAUUUCCUCCUGUUGUUUUUUACACCCCGAAGGAACUCGGUGGGCUUGGAAUGUUGUCUAUGAGUCAUAUACUGAUCCCAGAAAGUGACCGUCGGUACAGCAGACAAACAGACGUUGGUGUUACCCACUUUAGGAGUGGAAUGAGUCAAGAAGAGGAUCUGAAGAUACCCAAUCUUUACCGUUACAUACAGCCAUGGGAAAGUGAGUUUAUUGAUUCACAGCGUGUGUGGGCAGAGUAUGCUUUAAAGAGGCAGGAAUCACAAGCCCAAAAUAGACGUCUUACACUUGAGGAUCUGGAAGACUCCUGGGAUAGGGGAAUUCCGCGUAUAAACACGCUUUUUCAGAAGGAUAGGCACACAUUAGCAUAUGAUAAAGGUUGGAGAGUCCGGACUGACUUCAAGCAGUACCAAGUCCUGAGACAAAAUUCUUUCUGGUGGACUCAUCAGAGGCAUGAUGGGAAGUUGUGGAACCUGAACAAUUAUCGAACUGAUGUAAUCCAAGCUCUUGGAGGUGUUGAGAGUAUUCUUGAGCACACCUUAUUUAAGGGAACAUACUUCCCAACAUGGGAGGGUCUUUUCUGGGAGAAGGCAUCUGGGUUCGAGGAGUCAAUGAAAUAUAAGAAGCUGACGAAUGCACAGAGGUCUGGUCUGAACCAGAUUCCUAAUAGAAGAUUCACGCUCUGGUGGUCGCCAACAAUCAAUCGAGCAAAUGUUUAUGUCGGUUUCCAAGUGCAGUUGGAUCUAACUGGAAUAUUCAUGCAUGGAAAGAUUCCUACCCUUAAGAUAUCUUUGAUUCAGAUUUUUCGUGCCCAUAUGUGGCAAAUGAUCCACGAGAGCGUUGUUAUGGAUCUUUGCCAAGUAUUGGACCAACAUAUGGAUGAGAUGGGGAUAGAUAUUGUGCAGAAGGAGACAAUUCAUCCAAGGAAGAGUUACAAAAUGAAUAGCUCUUGUGCUGAUAUUCUUAUGUUUGGUGCCUCUAAAUGGCCAAUGUCGAAGCCAAGUCUGGUGACCGACUCGAAUGAUAUGUUUGAUCAGAAAGCUAGUAAGAAAUAUUGGAUAGAUGUACAGCUUCGAUGGGGAGAUUAUGACUCUCAUGACAUUGAACGUUACACUAGGGCCAAGUUCAUGGAUUAUACAACGGAUAACAUGUCUAUCUAUCCAUCUCCGACAGGUGUGAUGAUUGGGAUUGAUUUGGCAUACAAUGUGUAUUCUGCUUUUGGUAAUUGGUUCCCUGAUUCAAAAUCUUUGAUUGCUAAAGCAAUGAACAAGAUUAUUAAGUCAAAUCCGACAUUAUAUGGGUUGAGAGAAAGGAUAAGGAAAGGUUUGCAGCUAUACUCAUCUGAGCCUACAGAGCCAAAUUUGUCAUCUCAAAACUAUGGCGAAAUAUUCAGCAACCAGAUAAUAUGGUUUAUUGAUGAUACCAACGUCUAUCGUGUGACAAUGCAUAAGACAUUUGAAGGAAAUCUGACAACAAAGCCAAUCAAUGGUGCAGCUUUUAUUUUCAAUCCAAGAACUGGGCAGCUAUUCCUGAAGGUUAUGCAUACAAGCGUUUGGGCUGGUCAGAAGCGUCUUGGUCAGCUUGCAAAAUGGAAAACUGCUGAAGAGGUUGCUGCACUUGUGCGGUCUUUCCCCGUUGAAGAACAGCCAAAACAAGUUAUUGUGACUCGUAAGGGAAUGUUGGACCCCAUUCAGACUACCAUGAAGGAUUUUCCCAACAUUGUUAUCAAGGGAAGCGAACUGCAGCUUCCAUUCCAGGCUUGCCUGAAGAUUGAGAAAUUUUGUGAUCUGAUUUUGAAAGCUACUGAGCCGCAGAUGAACCUCUUCAAUAUCUAUGAUGAUUGGUUGACGAGCAUAUCUUCUUACACUGCCUUCUCAAGACUCAUUCUCAUCCUCCGUGCUCUUCAUGUCAACAAUGAGAAGGCUAAGAUGUUACUGAAGCCCGACAAGUCUGUUGUCACUGAGACACAUCACAUCUGGCCUUCUCUCACUGACGACCAAUGGAUGAAGGUGGAGGUUGCUCUUAAAGAUCUCAUCCUUUUUGACUACGCCAAGAAGAAUAACCUGAAUAUAUCAGCUUUGACACAGUCAGAGAUAAGGGAUAUUAUUCUUGGAGCUGAGAUUACUCCACCGUCUCAACAAAGGCAACAAAUAGCUGAGAUUAAUAAACAGGCCAAAGAAGUGAGACAGCUUAGUGCAGUCACAACAAGGACCACUAAUGUUCAUGGUGAUGAACUCAUUGUCACCACUAUUAGUCCCUAUGAACAGUCUGCAUUUGGUUCCAAAACAGAUUGGCGAGUGCGGGCAAUCUCAGCUACUAACCUCCACCUUAGGGUCAACCACAUUUAUGUGAACUCAUAUGAUGUAAAUGAAACAGGAUACACCUACAUAAUGCCAAAGAACAUCUUGAAGAGAUUCAUACGCAUAGCAGAUCUUCGUACUCAGAUUGCUGGGUAUAUGUAUGGUAUAAGUCCCCUUGAUAAUCCUCAGGUCAAGGAAAUACGAUGCGUUGUGAUGGUGCCACAGCGGGGAUCACACCAGCAAGUUCACUUGCCUUCAUCUCUUCCUGAGCAUGAUUUCUUAAAGGAUUUUGAGCCCCUAGGAUGGAUGCACACACAGCCUAAUGAGCUUCCUCAGUUGUCGCCACAAGAUGUUACAUCACAUGCACGUUUUCUGGAGAAUAACAAGCAAUGGGACAGAGAAAAAUGUAUCAUCUUGACUUGCAGUUUCACUCCAGGCUCAUGUUCUUUGACCUCAUAUAAGCUGACGGAAACUGGAUAUGAAUGGGGACGUCUCAACAAGGACAGUGGCAGCAAUCCCCAAGGCUAUCUUCCGACACACUAUGACAAGGUUCAAAUGCUAUUGAGUGACCGGUUCCUUGGGUUUUACAUGGUUCCUGAUAACGGACCAUGGAACUAUAACUUUAUGGGGGUGAAGCAUACAGAGAGCAUGAAAUAUAGUGUGAAACUCGGAAACCCCAAGGAGUACUAUGACAAUGAGCAUCGACCCACUCAUUAUCUGGAGUUCAGCAAUAUGGAAGAGGAUAGAAACUUCAGCGAGAGAGAUCGUGAGGACUGUUAUGCUUGACAUUAACUCUUUCACUGCCUUUUUGUUUUGCUUUUUUUAUCUUCGUACCUGUAUCUUAUAAGAAUCUUGUAUACUAUGUAUGAGCCUUUAGAAAUUGGAAACUGAAAACCGGAUUUACUUUCUUGUUCAUUACUGGGAUUUAUUGGUCUGCAAAGCUAACCAGCCCUUUGGUUACAAGUAAUAUUCUUUUGAUGUAGUGUAAAGUAUUCUCUUUAUUUUCUUCAUCGUAAUGUCCUUGAUUAUUAGACGGCAUCUUACUUGGAGUCUGUGCUAUGCACCGAUAAUUGGCCAUUGAUGCGGCGCUUUACUGAGGUUUGAUGUAAUCUAUUUGUAUGACUGAAGUUGGUUGGUAUUCCUGAAGUCUUUUUCUCCUUUUCUGUUCCCUUGUGGUUUCGUCAUCUCUCAUAGUGGAGUAUUUAGAUCUUUCUAUAUUUGUUUAAUGUUUAGUUUCUAUUGUUAUUUCUUAGACUAAAGUGGCUUAUGAUUUACGAUCAUAAAUACUUGCAGGUGUCAUUGCCUAAAAACUUGGCUAUAAUAUGCUCUACUUAGCUCUAGGAUUUCGGUUUAGAGCAGCUUUAUUUGAUAUUUACUCCUUUACUAUCUUUUGUUGUGCUUUCUUCACUCUUGUGUUUUAUUGCGCUGUAGAGAUGUUCAAGAAUCAUAUGUACUAAGAGACCUUAGAAAUCUGAAACUAGGAAUUGGAUUUACUGUUUUAUAAAAGUUUCGGGGAUUUGUUGGUCUGAAGAGGUAACCAGUCCCUUUUGGCUCAAGCUUAGAUCUUUUAAAUGCUAUGUUGAGAGUAUUGUCCUUGAUUACUUCUUCUGAACCGUAUAACAUGUCGUGAAUAUAUCUGUUGUGUCUGAGUGAAUCUGACAGUCUUUUUGGCAGGCUAUGGAUCUCACUUGGGAGUGUGUGUGAUGCAUCAAUAUUAGGUCUGUUGUAUUCUAUUUGUAUGAUUGAAGUGGUUUGUUCAUUUGUUUCCUUAGUCUUUGUAUGUUUGCUUAGUUUCUAGUUUUGUUUUUCGAUUAUGGUUCGUUAUUUUGGUCAUGAAAGGUUGACUGUGAAGAAUUUUCUUUGACAUUUUGAAUGAUAAAUUCUCGUUUUUGCUUUGCUACC